GUAUAACUUCAGUUAUAGUCUAGAGAACAAAAUUAGGGGCUUACUACAAAUAUUUGAUGCACAAAUGGCGAUUACAAUAAUAUGGAGGAUCAUUUCACAAAACACAUACAAUGUGAGAGGUGUAUAGGUUAAGUAACCUAAAGCAUAAGCAUAGAUCUUAGGUUAAAAUGUUGUAAAGUAUGGGUAUCUAAUGCAAGAUAACCCUUUAUAUAUACAUAGGGGGUUGGUAGAAUGUCUUCUGGUGCCCAAAUUAAUCUGUAGAACUUUCAAGAAGAGCAUGAUAAAGGAACCGAUCUUUCCCUCGCCAACCCAUCAUCUCUCUCUUCUCCCUUUGCUUUCAAUCUGUAUCUGACCCUUUUCCUCUUCUGGGCUUAUUGAGUGAAGAUGAGAGUGGCAGCUGAGGCCUGGAGGGAUGCUGAAAAGGGAAGAUGGGCUUGAUGGGCCUUCUGUGCCCAUGAUCAAGAUGCGGGUUGCGCAUGGAUCUUCUCAGCAUGAGCUCUCUGUCCCUGCCCAAUCCACCUUUGGUUUCUUCCUGGCUUGUGAAUUUAAAUAGGAGCCAUGAGCACCAAAUACUGAGGAUUCUUGCCCAAAAGACUGGCUUGAAGCCUCAAGAACAAAGGUUAUUCUUCAGGGGAAAGGAGAAGGACAACGAGGAGUAUCUGCACAUAUCAGGAGUUAAGGAAAUGUCAAAGAUAAUGCUUUUGGAGAACCCAGAAGCCAAAGAGCAGAAAGCUGAAGAGAUGAAAAGGCUUGAAGAGAAUAAAGAGGACAGAAGGAUGUCAAAGGCUAGUGAAGCAGUUGUCCUUGUAAGAUCCGAGGUCGAUAAUCUUUGUGAAAAGGCUACUGCUUUGGAGUCGGCAGUGCUUGGGGGCACAAAAGUCGACGAAAAAGAGUUUCUUAUGUUGACUGAAUUACUCAUGGUGCAGUUACUGAAAUUAGACAGAAUUGAGGCAGAGGGAGAAGCAAAAAUACAAAGGAGGACUGAGGUUUGUCGGAUACAGAGCCUUGUGGACACGCUUGAUGCACUAAAGGAUGGAAACUCCAACCCAUUCAGCAACAGAAGCAAUGCGACCUCUGUAACAACUCAGUGGGAGACAUUCGAGUCUGAGGUGGGGAGCCUGAGCGCAGCCCCAGUACUCAUGGCAUCGUCUACUCAAGUUACCAACGACUGGGAGCAGUUCAAUUAGAUUGUGACUCAACUAUCAAUUAUGCGUUUUGUUUUUGUUCGCUGAGAUUUUUGAUUUUGGUUAUGAAAGGCUUGUAUACAUAUGGGUAAUGGAUUCUCCUUUGAUGUUAGAAAGUAUGGUUACUGCAUGUGAAGUUAAUUCCUUCUGUGGUUCCAGAGAGUAAGGAGUUCCCCAUAUGAAUUGCAGCAUCCCCUACUGUCUAACAGCUAACGUGAUGAAUCUAUAAAUGAUGCGUAUUUUUAAUUUGUAAAUGUUAUUUUAACUUUAGUAAGGCGCAUGUCAUUUUGA
This is a messenger RNA of Asparagus officinalis (garden asparagus), 1475 nucleotides long. Its product is annotated as BAG family molecular chaperone regulator 4-like. The transcript is spliced from 5 exons. Gene Ontology annotation, cellular component: cytoplasm. The record is from RefSeq and is a predicted model, not a curated record. Gene Ontology annotation, molecular function: adenyl-nucleotide exchange factor activity; protein-folding chaperone binding. The coding region runs from base 477 to 1187 and encodes 236 amino acids. Gene Ontology annotation, biological process: protein stabilization. Lineage: Eukaryota; Viridiplantae; Streptophyta; Magnoliopsida; Asparagales; Asparagaceae.